Messenger RNA from Aethalodelphis obliquidens (Pacific white-sided dolphin), 1189 nucleotides. It is a transcript of the gene C8G, whose product is annotated as complement C8 gamma chain. The transcript is spliced from 8 exons. Bases 411 to 1019 code for a protein of 202 amino acids. NCBI's taxonomy places the organism in Eukaryota, Metazoa, Chordata, Mammalia, Artiodactyla, Delphinidae. Gene Ontology annotation, biological process: complement activation. The record is from RefSeq and is a predicted model, not a curated record. Gene Ontology annotation, cellular component: membrane attack complex; extracellular exosome; blood microparticle. Gene Ontology annotation, molecular function: complement binding.
CCCGGGCGGUGCUUCUUUGUGCGCCUGUGUUUGCUCGGUCUCUCCAGAAACAGCGCCCCUGGCGGCCUGGAGGGGCGGCGGCCGAGCGCCGUGGGUCGUGAGCGAGGCUGCGGGCGAGGCUCGAGAUCUCCGGUUCGAGACUAGGCUCCGGCGCUUCCCAGUGUCGGGCACAAGUGUUCUUCGCUGUGGGGAUGAGACUAGUCCGUACUUCAAGGAGCUGUUGGCGGUUUAAGGGAGAUGAAUGUGCAAAGGGAUGAGCACCAGCCACACUGGAAGUCACGUGGUGGCUUGUGGGCAAGAAGCCAGAGGUCAACUCGGACUUUGUACACAGGACAGGGCGACAGGGCCCUGCCGGGAAGUGCAGGGCCGAGGUCAGAUGUGCAGGGCCUGUCACCGUCGCUGCUAUCGCCAUGCUGCCCCCCAGGACGGCAUCCCUCCUGACUCUGCUCCUGGCCGUCGGCUCCUUGGGUCAGAGGGUUCAGAGACCCCCUCGGCCCCCGUCCCCCAUCAGCGCCAUCCAGCCCAAGGCCAACUUCGACGCGCAGCGGUUUUCAGGGACCUGGUUCCUUGUGGCCGUGGCUUCUGCGUGCCGCUUCCUGCAGGAGCAGGGCCACCGGGCUGAGGCCAGCACACUGCACGUGACUCCUCAGGGUGCCGCCAUGGCUGUCAGCACCUUGCGGAAGCUGGAUGGGAUCUGCUGGCAGGUGCGGCAGCUCUACGGUGACACGGGGCUCCCAGGUCGCUUUCUGCUCCAAGCCCGAGGCGCCCGAGGGCCGGUGGACGUGGUCGUUGGGGAGACGGACUACCAGGGCUUCGCCAUCCUGUACCUGGAGCGGGCGCGGCAGCUGUCGGUGAAGCUGUACGCCCGCUCGCUCCCUGUGAGCGAAUCAUUCCUGAGUGUGUUUGAGCAGCGGGUCCAGGGUGCCAACCUGACCGAGGACCACAUCCUGUUCUUCCCCAAGUAUGGUUUCUGCGAGGCCGCGGACCAGUUUCACGUCCUGGAUGAGGUGAGGAGGUGAGGCCGGCGGCAGCCCUGCACCAAGCAAGCAGCCAGGGCCCUGGAGGUGCGGCUCUCGCCGCCCCCUUGCUGAGUGGGGGGCUCUCUCCCGUCCGCCCCCGAAGCUGCGCCUCGCCGCCAGGAGCUCGGGGCGCUGCCUUCAUUAAACGCUGUCAGUCUCAGCUCCUGGAU